ACCGCUGGCGCUUGGCCUUCACCAAAAGAGUUGAUCAAUCUCCAAAAGAGUUGAUCAAUCUGUUGUGAGGGAGGAAAGCCCUGGACGAAGAUUUUACACCAAAAAACAUUAGAUUGUAACGCUAUUGAUUUUCAAAAAACACAGGCAGCCCAGAGGUACAACUUACCCUUCAAGGGAUCUCUAUGUUCUUUUCUUCUUCUGUUGCCGAUUGGAUUUUGAAAGCACCUUUUUUUUUUCCUUUUUGCUCGAAUUUGAUGAUCGAACUCCAAAAUUUUCGAUUAAUAACAUCUAAUCCUCUUUUUUCGGUGCCUGCUCGAACCUAGAGUUCACUAACGGUCAUUUGACUCUUCAUACUACCCUAGGAACCUAAAGUUCGUUCACCGAAAAAAAAAACCCCCCUUUAAUCGUUGAUCCGAUUCUUCGAGUACUAGAAAGCAUCUUGCCUCUAAUUUUCACAGAUAACGUGGGUUGAGGUGCGCUGAUUGCGAAAUCUCCUGCUGAACUAAAGUCAAACUGUGUUUCCCUUCCCCAUUAUCUUAAUUUCCUUCUUUUUUGCUUUGGAGAACUUGUUCCCUUCUUUUGUUUCUCUUAUGGCAUCGCCAUCUAGCUCCAAAUCCGAGACAGCUAUAAUCGAGCAAGUUAUCACAGAAUUUUUUGCCAAAAGCGUGCACAUCAUUCUCGAAUCGAGGUCUCCAUAUGUUUCUUCCCGGAACUACAGUGCUGAUCCUUUGAUCUCAUCCCCUUCUCCGCCCUCAUCCUCGUCGAGCUUUAGACCAAGGGAUAAAUGGUUUAACUUGGCCCUGAGAGACUGCCCAGCUGCACUAGAGAAUUUUGACCUAUGGCGGCAGAGCAACCUUGAGCCAGUGGUUGUUGACGUAAUCUUGAGGGAUAGAAAAUCAGUUCGGAAUGUGAGUUUUCCUUCUCCAGCUGGGUUGCUUGUGCGGAACCUCUCUUCUAGUGGUGAUGAGUUUGUCCGUGAAAAUAGAAACGAAAAGGUUGUGGAGAGGUGGAUUGUGCAGUAUGACAGUCAAAGUAGCAGUUGGUUUACUAGGGAAUCUUCUCAUCAAGGAAGAAAGAAAGGUAGCCGGGCUGCCUCCCACCCAUCUGAAUUCCAGGUCAUGUACAAGAAAGCUUACAGGAGGAUCAUAGUUCUACUCAGAUCCGUGUAUGCUGCUGUCAGGCUAUUACCUACUUAUAAGCUAUUCAGAGAUCUCAAUGCCUCUGGUCAGAUCCACCCACUGAGCCUUUCUCACAGGAUUUUAUCUGUUGUUCAUCCUUUUAGUCGUGAGGAGGAUGCUGAGAUGAAUCAGCUUGGUUUUGGGCCGCUUGACACUUUCUUUGGUAAGUUGUCCCUUUCUGUCACCUAUUUGAAGAAAAUUGAAGUUGUGGGCUCAGAGCCUUCUACUCCCAUGUCUACUCAAUUUAUUAUGGAUUAUGUUGGAAGCCCUCUGGCUGAUCCACUGAAGAGGUUCCCGUCACUUCCUUAUGCUGGUUCUGCGCCUUCAUGUGUUUCAUUAAGCAGAAGGCAUAGUUGGAGUAAUGAUCAUGGUGAAACUACUUCCUUUUCUCUUACUCCAUCGCCUGCUUACUCAGAUUCCCGAGCUCUGGAUCGUAAUUUGAACCCCCAUCUCCCCUAUCCUAAUCAUUUGCUCGACACUUCUUCAUUGCCAUGCUCUUUACCAAAAGGGUCAUAUGCAGCGUAUACCAAAAAUUUUGACGAGUACAGGCCAUCACCACCAUUUUCACCUUCGUCUUCUCCAUCACCUCCAUCCCAUUUGUCCAAAGCUCUUAUACGCUCAGAAAGUGCUCCAGUAAGUAUCCCCUGGCCAGGGCAAAGGGGACGUGGUGGAGGCCAAAUUCAUGGACUGCCUCAUCCUUAUUCCAACAGAAAGAGGCAGGGAUACCCUUCUCAGGCAGAUAGUAUUGGCACUGAACCAAGCACAACAUCGACUCCCCACACUUUUUCACCUGAAAAAAUGCUGCAACUAAACAAAGAAUCAUUUAGUUUGAUGGAGGUGCAGACUGGCGUGUUGCUGCCAAAGAUUUUCCCUUCUGGGAAAGACCAUGCUGUAAAUCUACCAAUCUUGAAAGUUCCGUCUAACACUCCAUCACACGUACCAUCUAGAAGCUCCAGCAGGUUAUCUUUGAUGGACGAAUUUGAUGAUUCUGGCUUUUCCACCCCCUUUGCUGAUGAUGACGUGGAUGUCACAAAUUCAUACAGGGUUGGAUCUGCUGAUUGCAAAUAUCAUGCAGGGGAGAAUCUGGGCCCUGGAGAGUUAAUUCCAAUCAAAAGAUCUCCUGAUGCAGCUGUUGGCGCUCUAGUUAGGAUGCUUAGGACCGCACCACCACUACAGCUUGAUAAUUCCAACACGCUCAAAUCCAUGCAAGCUUCCGAGGACGAAAUUUCAAGUGAGAAAUUCCGGCAGGAAAAGAAAAGUAAUGAUGAAAAUGAUGCGGAAAAGGUCGAUAGUUCUUCGUGUUUGGAUAUUACAGCUUCAGAACUCUCAAAGUCGAGGACCACUGCUGAUGCAUUAGAAGAACUCCAAACUUAUAAGCAUAUGAGAGAAUUAAUACUCAAACAAGGUGAAUCCAUUGUGCAAGAUAUUGAAGAUGCUGCAAAAUCUGAUUCCGGAGAUCUAACGGCACUUCAGUGAACCAUUUAUUGUGUAUAUAUAUGUACAGAAUCUUACUAUCUUAUAUGCCUACUUACUCUACAUUGAACUUUGUUGUAUAUAUGGCUGCGGCUUAAGGUUUGCAUGGCGCUUCCUUUGUUUCUGAGUGCAUGUUGGCUGCUUAAGAAGUAAUGAUUUGAAAGGAAAAAUGUUAAAAUGUAUAUAUUGCUGGAUGAGAACGACAUGAGUAGUCACUUGAUAUGUUUUGAUGGACCCACCUUUCUUGUGUCAUAAAUGUAUUUUUGUUUCUAGCUUUAUUAAUGGAU
Molecule: messenger RNA, 2938 nt
Organism: Phalaenopsis equestris
Lineage: Eukaryota; Viridiplantae; Streptophyta; Magnoliopsida; Asparagales; Orchidaceae
Product: autophagy-related protein 13b
Exons: 3
Coding region: 591-2654 (687 amino acids)
Biological process (GO): mitophagy; piecemeal microautophagy of the nucleus; autophagosome assembly
Cellular component (GO): cytosol; extrinsic component of membrane; phagophore assembly site
Source: RefSeq, a predicted model, not a curated record